AUGGAUCCAAAUAUUCAGGGUUCCUUCCUAUUUAACAACAGCCUCAACCAGUUUUCAUCUGACCUGAAGGCUCCUGUGUGCCAGUAUUCAGUACCCAACUCUUUUUAUAAGCUCAGCCCAAGUCUGAACAGCCAGCUGCCGGCCGGGACCCCACACGGGAUCAGUGACAUCCUGAGCCGCUCCAUGAUGGGAAUGGGCUCCCCGGGCACGGGCGCUCUUCUUUCCGGAUACUCUCCUAUGGGAGGCUUUGGCCCGUCUAUCUCCAACACACCUGUGUACUACACCCGAGACUACAACUCGCCCUUGAACAGCUUCAACAAGCCAACUUCAGAGUGUAGCAUGAAGGGGCGCAGCGUGAGCUGCUGGGCUGACAGCAGCUGUGAGUGGAGGCCGGGUCGCCAGCAGUGCUCCAACAACAAUGGCUCUCUCGGAGAGAUGCCCAGCAGAAAAAAGCACACUAGGCCGACAUUUAGUGGACACCAGAUCUUUGCUCUGGAGAAGACUUUUGAACAGACCAAGUACCUGGCUGGUCCGGAGCGCGCUCGACUGGCCUACUCUCUUGGAAUGACAGAAUCACAAGUAAAGGUGUGGUUUCAGAAUCGCAGAACCAAGUGGAGGAAGAAGAGUGCGACUGAGCCCAGCUCUACUCAGAUGUCGCACACAGGACAGAGUGGUGAUGAAGACGAAGUGGAAGAUGAAGAGUACAAUAAGCCCUUAGACCCCGACUCUGAUGACGACAAAGUGCGUCUGUUACUACGGAAACACCGCAGAGCGUUCUCUGUGCUGCGCCUUGGACCACACGUCUGA
Messenger RNA from Knipowitschia caucasica, 807 nucleotides. Lineage: Eukaryota; Metazoa; Chordata; Actinopteri; Gobiiformes; Gobiidae. The record is from the annotation of a GenBank genome assembly.